AUGAAUGCUAAUAGUGGGGCUGCACAGAAUAAAGAGUGGUCAACUAAGGAUGCAGUUGAUAUUAUCGCGGCUUACAAAGCAGAAUUUUUGUCGUCUACCAUGAAUAAUUCAUUCGCUUCGUUUUCAUCAGACAUUUUUGGAUCGUCAGGAUGCCGUGCGAGCACCAUUACUAGUGUUUCUGAAUUUCCUUCUAGACAUGAGUUCAGCAGUGAGGAAUUUGAAAAAGAGAAUAUUUCGGACAAAAGUGGCGGGUUAUGCCCUACCGGUUCUGAAGUGACGCCUUCCCAAAAACAAGUGCUUCCAGACGAAAUGAAGAAAGAUUUAAAAGAUGAAAUUGUUUUUGCGGUCCCUGCUUUACCAAAAAGACCAGUUCGUCGGAGGUCAUCGUCAUUUAAUAAUUUUGAAACGAAGAAGAAAGAGGAUAUUUUAGAACGGUGUAGCUCUGAGAUUGCUAUUGGGAAGGAUAUACAGUACCAGAUAUCUCCUGGAACUAAGGCGUCUAGAGAGAAGAUGGAGAAGAAGCUUGCUUUUCUAAGGGCAAGAGAUAACGCCAGGAAAGAAGCAUUAAAUGGUCUCUUUCAAACUUCGAAGCAAGAAUUACUGGCGAGCAGACAAAAGUUUGAUCCGAUCGCAACGGCGAAAAGCUUUCUAUCAUCUCAUCAGUCAAAUGAAACAGGAAGCUUACCUUCAAACUCAUGCGUACCUGGUAGUUCUAAGCAAUUACAGUCUUCAGAAAAAAUUGCCUUUGGAGAUGCUACAUUUACUAUCCUGAGUACGCCCGGUUCAGAAGGAAGCUUAGUGAACAAAGAAAUCUCAGGUUUAUCACGUGAAAGAAAUAUAGCAGCGGUGAAAACUUGGGUUAACUUUUUGAUACGGCAAAGAUGUGGUAGCGAAAGUUUAGGCUGUUUAUUUGAAAAGGAAAGAGCGAUAGCGGACGGCUUUCUGCGUGAUGUUCUUCAAAACGGUGAGAGAAGUACUGCAAAGAAAACGUGCGAGCCGGAAGCCGUUUUAAAAAUUGAGAGGGAUCUGGUCAUGAAAGUCGUAGUAGAGAUGAGGCGUUUAAUUCGUGAAACAGAUUUUCCUUCACAGGUUGAUAGUUUGCUUAAAAAAGAGUGUUUUCCAGCUAGAGCUGAAGUUAACUUGCAUUCUGAUGUAGGUUUACAGAUGGAUCUUCUGAAGGUCUUCUUUUCUUUCCAUAUUUUCUGGUUACGUUGUGGUGUGGAAGCAGUUUUCAACUGCUCUUUUAGUGGACCAUCGCAUAUGUUGCAUCACAAGCUUGCUUCUUUUGUUGUUAAGCAUUUUUUCAAGGAACCCUCAAUUCUCGCCAAUCCAAAAUCUAUAAUCACAGAUUUUGGUCGGAAAAAGCUCAGUCAGAACUUCCAGUUGAAAUUUUAUCUUUUUCUUUUCUUGGUGGACUCCAUGAAAUGUGAUGAAACGUUCUUUGCUCAGACACCACCUUUAUUUUUAAGAGAAAGUGGAUUUAAGAGUGUGUCUGACGUCGUAGCUGCAGUGCAGAAAAAAAUACUUUCUGGCUCUGUUGCUCCAUUCAAGCUACUUACUCGUUUGGGUUUCAAAGCGUCUCAUCACCAAAGUUUCUUGGAGGAUUAUCAAUAUUUCGUUUCCGAUUUAUCGAGUGAUUUGGGUGAUGGAAUUAUACUAAGCAGGCUUGUUGAAGUAGUAUGCGGUCUAAAACCGUAUUCGUUGGGUAGCUUACUCCGUGACCCCAGUGGGGACAGAUUGAGGAAAUUAGGGAACGUGAAGAAAGUUAUUGAGGCAGCGAAGUUAGAAGGAUUAGAUCUUGGAAAGGUGAAACCGGAAAACAUUUUGUUAGGAAAGAUCGAUGAUAUCAUGGAGAUUCUUUGGCGGCUGAUUGGAUCUUACGUGAGCGCUACCGACACUUUUUUGAGUGAAGAAGACAGUAAUGGGCCUGAUUUGGAGCGCUUAUGGUUAGCCGCUACUGUAAUUCAACGUGCGUACAGAGCUCAUCGGAUGAGAAAGCACGGUUUAGUUAGUGAAGUACGCAGUGAGGAUCCUUUGAAAUCGGACAGAGGCGACGUUGUUUGUGAAUAUAAAAGUCCUGAAAGACAGUCUUUGCUUGCUGUAUUUAAAGAACAAGAAAGUUCUUCUGAAGAUGUUCAGGAUCUUGGUUGUCAGUCAUUGGUAGGUGAGAGACUUGAAGAUUCAAAGCCAUUUUUAACAGAAGUAGACGUCCACCCAAACAAGCCCCUCGCCGGUCAUUUGCGAGAAGAAUCAGAUUUACAGGAUGUGGAGGCUGCUGGCAUAAAUGACCAUCUGCCACAUUCCAAAGCGAAGUCUGAAAUGCGAUUAACAAAAUUAAAGCUAUCAAAUCUUAAAAAGGCUCAAAGGAGGGUGAGACGGGAACAGGAAAAAGUGAUCAGAGAAUUAAAGAAGUACUGGAGACGCUGUAUCGCAAAGAAGAGGUUGCAAAUUUUGAGACACUCAAGAUCUGAGGAGAAGCAAAGUGCUGCAGUUAAAAUACAG
Molecule: messenger RNA, 2502 nt
Organism: Enterobius vermicularis (human pinworm)
Lineage: Eukaryota; Metazoa; Nematoda; Chromadorea; Rhabditida; Oxyuridae
Source: the annotation of a GenBank genome assembly